AAGAAGAAAAGAGGAGGCGGGGCAAAAGUGGAAACAUCAUGGCGGGAUGCAUGAAAAUGAUAAACUGUUACGAACCAGCUGUCAUUAAAUUGUUACUUUUCACUGCAAUUUUUAUGUGUUUACCUCCGCCCUCACACCAGACUUCUAGUAACACACCUCCAAUAACUGAUCUGCAAGAUGGAGAGGACUACAUCAUGUCAGGGUCUAACCGGUUCUGCUACAAGAACUCAGUAGUGCCGACCUGGAGGCAAACUUGGACAAGAAUUCAGGUGAAAGUUUGGAGUUCCAAAGUAUUUAAGGUAGAAACUGUGGAAGGUGAGGAGGAACUGCAGGAGCUGGAGCGCUUCACUUUCUGGAGCUGGUUUCAGAGUUUAUUACGCGAACAACACAAUGAAACGACCAUUAACAUCAACCUGUUCAGCAAAAAGACCUGCUUCAAGAUCGACCCCACCGCAAACACCAAGUACACCGUCAAACCGGUUCGCAAGUUUGAUAUCUACCUAUUUUUGGUGUUCCUCUCUGGGGCGCUGUUGUUUGUCUUUGCAGACUCUCUGAGCAGGAGUCCAGCUUUCUUCUACUCUGCUGGGAUGAGUACAGGCAUGAUCGCCUCUCUCGUCAUUCUUGUCUUCAUCCUGGCACGCUUUAUGCCAAAGAAAAGCCCAUUUUAUAUGGUUGUAGUUGGCGGCUGGUCAUUCUGUCUUUACGCCACCCAGCUUGUCUUCAGGAACCUCAAAGUAAUUCUGCGAGAGCACUGGCACAUGGCAUUAGGUUAUGUAACUGUGGUGGGCUUCGUCAGUUUUGCUGUUUGUUAUCGGUACGGCCCUCUGGUGGACGAGAAAAGCAUCAACAUCCUGUCGUGGACGCUGCAGCUGUUCGGUCUCCUUCUGAUUUACUUGGGAAUGCAGAUUCAGCAAGUUGCCUUGGCUGUCAUUGUGGCAGCUUUGUUCUCCAAAAACCUGGAGUACCCGGUGUCUCUGGCAGUCGCAGCGUGGAGGAAAAUAAUGCGGCGUAUUUACUGGAAGCCAUUACCUCGUCGCCUGCUGACUGAGGAGGAGUAUCAGAAGGAGGGAGAGGAAGAAACUCAGCGGGCUCUGGAGGAGCUGAGGAAAUACUGCAACAGUCCAGAGUUCAGCCCCUGGAGGGCAGUGUCCAGGCUCCAGUCCCCAAAAAGGUUUGCUGAUUUUAUCGAAGGGUCGCCUCACUUGAUGCCAAAUGAAGUCUCUGUCCACGCGCAGGAAUACGGCCUGGCUGGACUUUGGUUCGACGACGAGUCUUUCGACACUGAUGAUGAGCAAGAUGAUGACAAGCCUUCAGUGAAGCAAGAGUGAGAUGACAGAACGAGUCGACUCCAAACCAACGUUAUUACUGCCUUUCAGAAAGGUGAUGGAUUAUCCUCGGGGCCGUCUGAACCAAAGUUCAGGAUUAAUGUGGAAACUUGAUAA
This is a messenger RNA of Austrofundulus limnaeus, 1442 nucleotides long. It is a transcript of the gene nemp1, whose product is annotated as nuclear envelope integral membrane protein 1. The record is from RefSeq and is a predicted model, not a curated record. The coding region runs from base 39 to 1328 and encodes 429 amino acids. NCBI's taxonomy places the organism in Eukaryota, Metazoa, Chordata, Actinopteri, Cyprinodontiformes, Rivulidae. Gene Ontology annotation, cellular component: nuclear envelope. The transcript is spliced from 9 exons.